AUGGCGGGCAAGAAGGGCGGCGGCGGCGGCGGCGGCGAGGGCAGCAAGAAGGCGCAGGGUCAGGCCCGCAAGGCCGACGCGGCGGCUCAAAAAGCCGCCGACGAGGACUCCCGCCGGGAGGCGCGGGACGCUGCAGAAUGGGAUAAGGGCGCAAAGAACAACUCCAAAAAGGAGGCUGAGGCGGCCAAGAAGGCCGAGCAGGCACGCAAGAAGGCAGAGAAGGAUGCCCUGAUGGCCGAGGACGAGCGCAACACGCCGGCCCGGUCGGCGCCCAAGAGCUCCAAGGCGGCGCCCAAGAAGACGGCGUCGCGGGGGCUGGACCUGUCCCAGCUGGACGACGAGGGCGGCUCCUCGGCCAAGGGCGGGCUGUCGACGCUCAAUGCGUCGGGCAUUGACAACGCGCUCGACGCGCUCUCGCUCGCGGGCGGCUCGUCGGACGCGGCAAAGGUCGACCGGCACCCAGAGCGCCGCUUCAAGGCCGCCUUCGCCGCCUUCGAGGAGCGCCGGCUCAAGGAGGCCGAGGCUGACGGCAGCAUGGCGGGCCUGCGGCUCAAGCAGAAGCAGGAGCGGCUGCGCAAGGAGUUUGAGCGCAGCCCCGAGAACCCCUUCAACCAGGUCACGGCUAGUUACGACGCCUCCAAGGGCGAGGUCAAGGACAUCCGGGAGAGCGAGAAGGACAAGAUCGAGACCCGGCUUGCCGAGAAGGAGUAG
Molecule: messenger RNA, 711 nt
Organism: Gaeumannomyces tritici R3-111a-1
Lineage: Eukaryota; Fungi; Ascomycota; Sordariomycetes; Magnaporthales; Magnaporthaceae
Exons: 2
Coding region: 1-711 (236 amino acids)
Biological process (GO): transcription by RNA polymerase II
Cellular component (GO): nucleus
Molecular function (GO): transcription coactivator activity
Source: RefSeq, a predicted model, not a curated record